Molecule: messenger RNA, 4587 nt
Organism: Saccoglossus kowalevskii
Lineage: Eukaryota; Metazoa; Hemichordata; Enteropneusta; Harrimaniidae
Product: neuroendocrine convertase 2-like
Biological process (GO): protein processing
Cellular component (GO): Golgi membrane; trans-Golgi network
Molecular function (GO): serine-type endopeptidase activity
Source: RefSeq, a predicted model, not a curated record
UUGUGCGAGAAGUGAGUGGACUCAGGAGUUAUUAUGAAGAGCAUUACAUUGCUACUAUGUUUAGUAGUUGUACAAUGUUCUGCUGAAUUUACCAAUGAAUGGGUGGUGGAAUUGUACGGUGAAAAUGAACGUUUAGCAAGAAGUAUUGCGGAUAAUCAUGGUUUUAAAUAUUUACAAAAGCUCAGUUAUUCUGAUAGUUCUUAUCAUUUUCAACAUCUCAAAGAAUCCAGAAGAUCAAAACGAGGUGCUGAAGAUUUGACAGAGCUAUUACAGUCACAUCCUAUGAUAAAAAAGGCUACCCAACAAGAGUUGAAGGUACGUGUUAAGCGAGACGAUGAGAAAACAAACCAAAUGCUGGAAGAUCGACUGAGGGAGAAAUUGGAUUUAUUAAAGAAGAUAACCCAUAAGAGUAAGAGGAGUGAGUACGGUGCUGGGGAAGUUGAUAGAAUUUUGAAAGACUGGCUGGCUCAGACAUUUAACAAAGAUGAGAAAAAAGCUGAGCACCAACCGACAAGAACUAGGGUGGCUCACGUCAACAAGGAUAUUGAAAAUGAAUGGAAGAAGCGUGGUGAGAAAUCAUCUUCUCGGAAAACUCUGAUCCCCACUAUUGAUGUGCUGUCACCGGAUUACACUGGAGAUGAUUAUGAUAUGCCAUUUAAUGAUCCAAAAUAUCCAAAACAAUGGUACCUGCAUAACACUGGACAAGGUGGUGCGGUAGAAGGCAUGGAUCUGAAUGUCAUGCCGGCUUGGAAGUUAGGUUAUACUGGGAAAGGAAUCGUUGCUACCAUUGUGGAUGAUGACUCCUUUUGCUGCUAUAGGAGCAAAACUACUGAUUUGAAUGCCAGUUAUGAUUACAACAAUUUAACCAAUCCAUACAGUCCACACCCUGGUGUUAAUGAUGGUGAUCAAGAUCCGCAUCCCAACGACUCUCCAACACUGGAAGGAGAAAAUGAUCAUGGUACAAAGUGUGGUGGUGAAGUCGGAGCCGAAGCUAAUAAUGGUAUUUGUGGUGUGGGUGUGGCAUAUGGUGUCAGCCUUGGAGGUAUUCGUGUAUUGGAUGGUCCAAUUACUGAUGCCAUUGAAGCUGCAGCACUCAGCCAUGCUUCUGAUUACAUUGAUAUUUAUAACUGUUGUUGGGGUCCUAUGGAUGAUGGUGAGACAUUUGAAGGACCUGGGGAAGAGGGCUUUCAAGCUUUAAAGAAUGGAGUUGAAAAUGGGCGAGAUGGAAAAGGCAGCAUUUAUGUUUGGGCAUCUGGUAAUGGUGGCCUGACUGAUGACGACUGUGCAGCUGAUGGCUAUGUUAGUAGUAUAUACACCAUUGGCAUUGGUGCCAUAUCUGGACAAGGUCACAGUGCAUUUUUUAUUGAGUCCUGCUCCCCUGUCAUGGCUGUCACAUUAGUUGGUGCAACACACAAUGCACCUGAGGGGGUUAUGUUGGAAUCUGAUGAUAACUGGGUGAUUACAACUUCUUUAAAUCAUCAGUGUACAGAACACUUCACUGGUACAUCAAGUGCUGCACCUUUUGCUACUGGUUCAAUAGCUGUAGUCCUGGAGGCCAAUCCUAAUCUCACCUGGAGAGAUGUGCAACAUAUCGUUGUUCAUGGAAGUAACAUUCCAAACCCAACCCAGGAAGGAUGGAGUAUCAACGGUGCUGGAUUUCAUUUGAAUCACAAGUUUGGAUUUGGUUUACUGGACGUUGGUAAAAUGGUAGAGCUAGCCAUGACAUGGGAACAUGUUGGGCCUCAGUUGCAAUGUGAUAUCGAUAGGAAGAAUUUCUUUGAUGUCAAAGUAGCCAAAGGUACAUCUAAGAACAUCACAUUGGAAGUAACUGAUUGUACUAUAACACAGCUAGAACACACUCAAGCUCAUAUAAGUUUCAUUUCACCACGCCGCGGUGAUAUAAGCAUAUACCUGUAUUCACCCAGCGGCACAAAAUCAGAACUACUAUCAACACGGAUGUGGGAUGAAAACGAAGAUGGCCUCACUGAUUGGCCGUUCAUGACAGUUCAUAAUUGGGGUGAAACCCCUAAUGGUAUCUGGACGCUUGAAUUUCGAUAUAUUCCGGAUCCGCAAGUAGCGUACAUGAAUCCACCUAUUGAGAAGCCGGGUACAAUGCCGAGAGUUCGUGAUUCAUUGACAGCAUCAUUGAAAAUGUUUGGGAUGACACUGUAUGGAACUGCAGGCGAUGAGGAAAAAAACUCUGGUGGAGGAAGUUCUGGUGGGAAGUCAGACGAAAACGAUAAAGAAACUAGUACACAAACAGACAACACUGCAGUCAACCCAGACCAAGCUGGUGAAAGUGAUCCAGACACCAUUGUUGAAAUUUAUAAUCAGGAACAAGCUUCCAAUGAAGAGAUCGUUGUAGAGCUACAAAAUCUCGCUAAUGACGUGGAGUUGCCACCAAACUCGGACAACAACGUUGCUGAUGGUAAUAUCGACACUGAUGAUGGAUUUAAUGGAGUGGUUAUUGAUACUGAUGGGAAUGAAAUCUCUAAUGUUGAUAGUAGCACGGUAGAAAAUGUCCCUUCUAUUGACAUCUAUAAGGACGAUCCAGAUCCAAUGUUUGAUGAAUCUUUAGACCCAGAAGAACGAAGAAUCCUCAUAAAGGAGAUGCUCAGUCAUGUUUACACACCUCACAAAAAUGAGGAUAAAAAUUCCCUUAAAAAUGAUGUGUACAAGUCACAAAAUACACAUGUGAAUGCAGGUGUCAGAGAGGGAUAUCUGAAACAAAAAUGGGCAAAAGUGGAAAAUGAGAGAUCCAAAUUAAAAAAUGGUCACACACAAAGAGAUUGGAAAGAAGUGAAACGAUUGUUGAAAGAGUAUAUGCAAAGUCGCGAAUAAACUGUGAUGAUAAAGUUUAAACUACAUGCAUUACUACAUCUCAAAUAUUUUCUACCAAGUUUAAAUUUUUAGGACACCUUUGUAUCUGUUGAUACUUCAGGUAAUUCUUUGAUGAGAUCAUUAGAUAUAAAUUUGUAGAAUAUACUUGUUGAUGUGUAAUAAUUUCUUGAUGUGAGGUAUGUUGACCAAUCACAUGUCAAAAGAUGACAAAUUUGACUGCAAUUGGUCAGCUGCUUUGCACUGACAUGUAACAAUGUGUGUGAUUGGUGGAUAAUAUUUGUAUCCACCAAUCACUGCUCUUGUUACUUGUACAGUUAUCACAACAUCACCUUGUUGCAAUAUGACACUUGAUUUGGAAAAUGUAUAUAUCUUUAUUCUUUUGGAUUAGAUUCUGACUUUAAUGUAUAAGAAACAAUAAGUCUGUGUUAGUAACCAACUUUAUGAAGACUUCUUUGGACACACAGACUUUACUUUUUAAGUGAUCUGUUCAUAAACACCAUCUUAAAAGUGGCCAGUGACCUCCCGUUUGACACUGGUUUUGUCAUAUGACAAGCUAUUAUUACAUUUGCAUUCGGUUAUUAAUAGGCCUAUAAUUAAAGACCAAUAAAAUGUACCUUGCAUGGUCACUUACACAAGUUUUUCUUUCUUACUUCUCUCAUCAUCAAAAAUAAAAUAAAACUGUACUUAAACACAAUCUUUAAAAUUGGCUUCCCUUCUACACGAGUAGUCAUCGGUUCCUGGAGAUACUUUUCUGAAAUAAAUAUGGUUUAUCUGAAAUAUUUUUAGAAAUCUUCACUUCCAAUUAACAGUAAAUUAUCUCAGCUCAUUGUGACAACUUGUAAAAAACUUUCACAGUUUUUUUUCCUCAUCCACUAUUCUUUGUAAGGUAAUAUUGCUGACCAACCUUUUCACCCCUUAUAAGCUGUACAGUGGCAUUGUCUAAUCUUAAUAGCCACUGUAACACAAAUAUUGGUUUAUACCAUUUUUACAUGCAGGUAAAAAUAUCAUGUAUAAAUUAUCUACCUUUAUUUUAUUAGCAUUUUUACCACCAUGUAUUCUGCCAAGUUUUGUGAAAUAAUGAUUCAUUCUUUGUUUUGCAUUUAACCAUUGUGGACAAAAUACAAUUGUGCACAGGUUGUGAUCCUCAUCUAAUCAAUGUAAAAAUACUUGUUGCUUUCAGGAUAAGGGUUUGAAGGGUGUCAGUCGUCGCGCUGCACAUGUGCGACAUUUGUGUUGAUAAACAUUGAUUUUUCCACAAUCCAAUGUGCUCUUCUAAUGGAAAUCACAAGUAUGAGAUUUGACCUGGGCGCGACAUGCACUAAUUUCUACUGUUGCACUCCUUAGAUACCUUCCAAUCACCUAAAAAUACCUUGGUAACAUCUCAUUUUGUACUCGUUGAUUUGCGCAAUAGUCAGUCACCAUCUUUGUUUAUAUGAGACCCAUAUAUCUUGUGCAUGCAUGGCGCGAUGACUACCUGCCUUUAACAAUAUUUUUGACAUCUUGAUACUUGAAAAGGCUGAAGAGUAAUAUUGAUUUUUUACUGCGUUUGCAGUCAAACACAGCUUUUAUUUAAUUUUCUGUUCAAUUUGGACGUACGUUGAUGCUUUCUAAUACAUUUACAAAGACCAUAGUAGGCACUGCAUAUGGCAAUGCUAGUUUACAUACAGGGCAUUGUGGGUAAAUAUGAGCCUGUUUAUUCAUUGAUGUAGUUAUUUCUGAAUAAAAGUUCAUUUAUUUUCUUACUUA